This is a messenger RNA of Babesia microti strain RI, 270 nucleotides long. Its product is annotated as conserved Plasmodium protein, unknown function. The record is from RefSeq and is a predicted model, not a curated record. NCBI's taxonomy places the organism in Eukaryota, Apicomplexa, Aconoidasida, Piroplasmida, Babesiidae. The coding region runs from base 1 to 270 and encodes 89 amino acids. The transcript has 3 exons.
AUGGGUGAUAUGGGUGUAGUUAGGGGAAAUAGUGUGGGCCUAUUAUUCUAUAAGGGAUGGCUCAGCAAAGCCAUUUUUGGUACUGUUUUUGCGUUGCUUACAGCGGAAAAGUUCUCCAGAUGGCAUUAUGGCAUCCCAGUUGAACACAACGCAAACUUAGUCAAUUGGCCCUGGUGGAACAAUGUAAUGGAACAGAGAAGGGAAAGGGCUAGAAACGCACCGCAGUACAUUAUUGACUCGCAGGAAAAGGGUUUCAAGGGAGCGCACUGA